Molecule: messenger RNA, 2819 nt
Organism: Spinacia oleracea (spinach)
Lineage: Eukaryota; Viridiplantae; Streptophyta; Magnoliopsida; Caryophyllales; Amaranthaceae
Product: probable inactive receptor kinase At2g26730
Exons: 2
Coding region: 384-2396 (670 amino acids)
Biological process (GO): protein phosphorylation
Molecular function (GO): protein kinase activity; ATP binding; protein binding
Source: RefSeq, a predicted model, not a curated record
AAAAAAGUCCAAUUAUUUUCAAAAUUUGCACACCUAAUUUUAUACACACAACACAAGCAUUGAGUAAAAGUACCAGUUAUACGGACGGCUAUACCUCGUUAUCCAGCAAAGCAAAUGGACCUUCACUCUUGUUUUUUCAUGUUUUCUUCUUCUUCCUUCUCGUGAUACCCCUUACAAAAAACACCCACUCUCUAUCUCUCUACACUCUUUUUCUCUCUCCUCACUUUUUUAGUUUCUUCGGUUACUACUAAUACUACUAUAUGGGUUUUCUUCUUCCUCGGAAGAAACCCAGAAAACCCACCCAUUUGUUUUGAUCAGCUUUACAGCUUUUACUCUCUGUUUGUUUUCAAACAAAAUAUUCCCUCUCUUCAAAACCACCCAAAAUGAGGGUGGCCGCGCUAGUGUCAGUGUCCGUACUGGUAGUGUUGAUACUGAGUCAACGAUCCGCUUCUGAGCCGACUCAGGACAAACAAGCUCUCCAAUCAUUCAUCUCACAAGUGCCCCACGCGUCACGGGUUGAUUGGAACUCGUCUGAUUCGGCUUGUAACUGGGUUGGCGUAGAGUGUAACCCGGCCCGAACCCAUGUCCACAGCCUCCGCCUCCCGGCUGCCGGAUUAGUUGGCCCAAUUCCAGAAAAUACCAUCGGACGACUGUCUGAGCUUCGUGUUCUUAGUAUUCAUAAUAACCGACUCACCGGAAAUCUCCCCUCCGACUUCUCCAACCUUACCUUUCUUCGCGCGCUUUACGUCGGGAGGAAUCGAUUCUCCGGCGAGUUCCCGGCGAGUCUGACUCAGCUGACUCGGUUAACUCGACUAGACCUAUCCAGCAAUAGCUUCUCUGGCCCAAUCCCGUUUUCGCUCAACAAUUUAACUUCUAUAAAUGGGUUGUUUUUGCAGAACAAUAAUUUUUCGGGUCAAAUUCCAAGCAUCAAUGCUCAAUUGAUCGAUUUCAAUGUUUCUAAUAAUAAUCUAAAUGGGUCGAUUCCCGCGACACUUUUGAAGUUUCCGGAAUCUUCCUUUUCCGGCAAUCUACAGCUGUGUGGUGGCCCACUUCAGCCGUGUAACUCGUCGUUUUUCCCUUCACCGUCUCCGUCACCGGAGGCGGUAGUUCCUUCUUCCCCUGCUGAGGUCAGCAGCAAGAAGAAGCUGUCAAAGGCAGCAAUUAUUGGCAUCUCAGUGGCAGCAGCGGCAGUCUUUCUAUUACUGUUGUUGUGUUUAGUUUUCUGUUUGAUGCGGCGGAGGAAGAACAGGGGCUCCUCCAAGGCUGCUGCCAUUAAAGGGCCCGCUGCAGGAGUUGUAGGGGCCAGGGCAGUGGGGCUUGGAGGAGGCGGGGCAGGGGAAGCCGGUACCUCGUCUUCAAAAGACGAUCUCACCAGCGGAACCGGCCCUGAAGGCGGAGAGAGAAAUAGGCUAGUGUUCGUCAAUGGCGGCGCCUACAGCUUCGAUCUCGAAGAUCUGCUGCGGGCGUCAGCUGAAGUUCUCGGAAAAGGGAGCGUCGGGACGAGCUACAAGGCGGUGCUCGAGGAAGGGACGACGGUAGUAGUAAAGAGGCUAAAGGAUGUAGUGGGCGGAAAGAAAGAGUUCGAGACACAAAUGGAAGCACUAGGAAAGUGUAAGCAUGAAAAUGUGGUGCCUCUAAGAGCAUUCUAUUUCUCCAAAGAUGAGAAGUUGUUAGUCUAUGAUUACAUGUCCGCCGGUAGCUUGUCUGCUCUCUUGCACGGUAGCAGAGGUGCAGGUCGCACAUCGCUGGACUGGGAUAACCGAAUGAAGAUAGCACUUGGCACUGCUCGAGGUCUUGCUUACCUUCAUGUAUCAAACAACCUCGUCCAUGGCAACAUUAAAUCAUCCAAUGUCCUCUUACACUCCAACCAUGACCCUGCUGUAUCAGAUUUCGGGCUAUCCUCUAUCUUCUCCACCAAUUCUUCCUCCAACAACAACCGCAUUGCUGGAUACCGAGCCCCAGAAGUAGUAGAAACCCGAAAACCAACAUUCAAAUCCGAUGUGUACAGCUUUGGCGUCCUUCUUUUAGAGCUCCUUACAGGUAAAUCCCCGAACCAAGCCUCGUUAGGAGACGAUGGGAUCGAUCUUCCUAGGUGGGUUCAGUCAGUUGUCCGUGAAGAAUGGACCGCUGAGGUUUUUGAUGUUGAGCUUAUGAGAUAUCAUAACAUUGAGGAGGAAAUGGUACAACUCUUGCAAAUUGCAAUGACAUGUGUGUCAAUUGUGCCUGAUCAACGGCCCUCAAUGCCUGAGGCACUCCGAAUGAUUGAAGAUAUGACCCGAAGUGAAAGUAACACAGAUGAUGGCAUCCGACAGUCAUCGGAUGAUCCAUCUAAAGGGUCGGAUGGGCAGACUCCGCCCAAGGAGUCCCGAACACCCCCUUCUUCUGUUACUCCAUAGACCAAAACAAAAGGAAGAUCUCUUUCUUUGAUCAAUUAUUUUACAGAAAUUCGAACAAAAAAGUGCGCAUAGCGCGUAAUUAAGUGUAUAAAUUGCGCCGAAAAUUGUCAACAUGAGGCUAGAUUGAGGAGAACAUUUAGGGUUUUUUUUUUCUCCCAAGAGAUUUGGGGUCAUUGUUACAAUGUGUGGAAUGGUUUUUGAGAGGGACAAUAGAAUGGUGGGAUUUUAUGGUUUGUUUUUAUGUAAAGGGUUGAGGAUUCCAUGAUCUUGUUGGAAUUUGGCUUUUGACCAUUUUAUAAGUUGGUGGAUGUACUCUGAUUGGGGGGACUUUUAAUUUUUAAUCUUUUUUGUAAUUUUUUAAACUUUGUUAGUAAUUUAAUUUUUUUUGAAUUAAUUAGUAUAUUAUCCAGAAUGUUUGUCUUA